AUGGAGGAUUGGAGACGAAUUGACAUUGACGCUCUCGAGCCCGAGAAUCACCUUUCCAAAGAAGACUUAGUGCCUGACUUGCCGCCUGUGUCGUACGAGGAGAUCUCCACUAUUUCCAAACAGGUGAGACAGUCUUUGUCUCUGGGUCAGUUCUUGCCGGCAUUGCAAUUGGCCUUGGACAAUCCUCCUUACGUUGCUGACGAGGCAACCAAAAACUUGCAUGCUGAAACCGUGUUUGAGAUCCUCGUAUCCAUCAAGAACAAUCACAGUGUAAACGAGUUCAGCAACAUAGUAAAGCAGCUAACUUCCGACCAGCAGGAUAACUUGGUCAAGUACUUGUACAAGAACAUGAACACGAGCUAUGGAGCUAAACAAGGAGGCUUGUUAUUGAGCUGGUUUGAAAAGACCGUCGACGUGACCGGUUUGGGACCAGUUGUUCGUUUCUUCUGUGACAGAAGAACGGUGUGA
Molecule: messenger RNA, 468 nt
Organism: Candidozyma auris
Lineage: Eukaryota; Fungi; Ascomycota; Pichiomycetes; Serinales; Metschnikowiaceae
Gene: ARC15
Product: Arc15p
Exons: 1
Coding region: 1-468 (155 amino acids)
Biological process (GO): regulation of actin filament polymerization; Arp2/3 complex-mediated actin nucleation
Cellular component (GO): cytoplasm; Arp2/3 protein complex; actin cytoskeleton
Molecular function (GO): actin filament binding
Source: RefSeq, a predicted model, not a curated record